Molecule: messenger RNA, 834 nt
Organism: Fusarium poae
Lineage: Eukaryota; Fungi; Ascomycota; Sordariomycetes; Hypocreales; Nectriaceae
Exons: 4
Coding region: 1-834 (277 amino acids)
Source: RefSeq, a predicted model, not a curated record
AUGAGUCUUCUGGAGGGCUUCAACCACCGAAUUCUGGACAGCCAUCCGGGUCAACUGUACCUUCGAACGCAUCUUAAUAAUAUCCAUCGAAUGUUCUACGCGCCCGAAGACCCCGCCAAAGCAGUUGAGGAUAAGUUCAAGGACGUUGGCGUCGUUUCUGACGCUGUCUGGGCCAUGCACUGGGUUGCCCCCAGCUUUGCAUUCCGGGAGGAUGACCCACCGGCCGGGGAUAUCCUGGGUGCUCAGGUGAUUGCCUACCGUCCGUUUAUUCGACGGAUUCAUCAGUUUUCGCACUCCAUCAAGAACCAUGCUUCAAGCCCCAACUUCCCCAGCGUCAGCUCGGAAUUCAGACAGGACGUUAUUACGCCUGCUAUCCACCCGAAGGCCAGGACGGUUGGAGAUAUCGACCCGCAAGUGGUUGAGUUGGCUAAGAAGGGCAUCAAGGCCCUUAUCGAGAGUACCCGCCCCAGCGCUGCCCACAAUUCAAGUUCAAGUAACUUUAAGGCCAAAUGCAGCAAUAUGAUUGGAGAACUUGAUCAAUUACUUGAACUUGAAUUGUGGGCAGCGCUGACCCGCGCCUUCCAUGGUCUAGGAGACAAGAGGCCGAUCAUCACCAACAUCUUCGGCACUGCCCAUACUCAAUGGGGUAACCUCUUGAUCCCUUUGGCUGCUUUCCGCGACCCCGUGCUUCACAGCUAUGUGGACGAGGAACUGCUGCAGACGUUGUUCCAUAAAACAAUAAAGUUUCUGCGUCAGCCGGCAACAGAAACAAGUGCACUUCGAACGGACAUGCGCAGUGCUGAACGGAAUGAUCUUUGGAUGUUAUUGGGAUGA